AUGGAGGUGAUCUACAGUCUACCGAGAAAAACAAAAUCAUCAUGUGGAGCGAAGUUUCAAAUUCCAACAAUUAAAGUUAGUAAGGUUCGACGUUCUUCAUCACUGCACAACGUCGGCGGAGAAGCAACGCUACAAAUUGACGAGACGAAACUUUCGGAAGUUUCCGCAUUGACUCCAUCGAGCAGCUAUUUUUCGGUGAAAUCCCCGAGUCCAUCGAGUUACGUCUACACAGCGAAUAUGGCCAGAUAUCGGUGCUGCUUUGGAGCUUGUCGUCUGAGAGUGGGAGCUUGUGUCAUUGCUGUCUCAUGUAUCAUAAUUUCAAUCUUAUCGUUGUGUUCAUUACUAUCGAUUUCGGGGCAAAUGGAAUCUGAAGAUCAGACCAUUCUUACUCCACCAAUUGUGUUGUCUCUAAUUCAAUUUGCUGCAUCCAUGAUAUUGAUUGUGGCAGUUCUAACGAGCUGUCACAUUCUCAUUUUGCCAUUCGUGGCUUCAUGUAUACUCAACCUUCUCGGCCUAAUUGUGCUAUGCGCUUGGGCAGUUGUUCGUCGUUCAAGCUUAAAUCCCACAAUCGUUCCAUUGGUGCUCAUUUUCUCAACUGGAGCCAGUCUAAUUUACAUGUGGUUCCUCACAAUCGUCUCAAUGGCGUUUGUUCUAAUACGGGACCGCAAGAUAAUGGGGUACGACGAUGAUUUUGACGUUGAGAAUCGCACAUUUGAGAGGGUGAGCAGCUCGAUUGUUUGA
Messenger RNA from Caenorhabditis bovis, 741 nucleotides. The record is from the annotation of a GenBank genome assembly. Lineage: Eukaryota; Metazoa; Nematoda; Chromadorea; Rhabditida; Rhabditidae.